This is a messenger RNA of Lotus japonicus, 3646 nucleotides long. Its product is annotated as small RNA 2'-O-methyltransferase. Gene Ontology annotation, molecular function: RNA methyltransferase activity; peptidyl-prolyl cis-trans isomerase activity; O-methyltransferase activity. Gene Ontology annotation, cellular component: cytoplasm; nucleus. The coding region runs from base 457 to 3282 and encodes 941 amino acids. The transcript is spliced from 10 exons. Lineage: Eukaryota; Viridiplantae; Streptophyta; Magnoliopsida; Fabales; Fabaceae. The record is from RefSeq and is a predicted model, not a curated record. Gene Ontology annotation, biological process: piRNA processing; siRNA processing; RNA methylation.
AUUUCUUGAUUCAAUGGAAAUCAGUUUCAGUUUUGUUAUGGUAUCAGAGCCUAUCAUAGAUCCAUUUGUUGUGGAGACCACCCAUAUUUGGGCCACCCGUUGUUGAUCCCACGUUCCAGUCUGUUCAAUCCUGGACGUGAGGGGGUGUGUUAGAAGUCCCACAUUGGCUAGAGAUAGAGCCAAGAUAAGUUUUAUAAAGGUAGUGCAAACCUCAACUCUUGAGCUAGCUUUUGUGGUUGAGUAUAGGCCUUCUAAUUUCUAAUAUGGUAAAUCAGUUUCAGUUUUGUUACCAAACAACAAAUACACACACUCAAAAACCGUUCCCUCUUCCUUCCACACUCUCUCACUCACUCCAAUUCACAUUCACAUUCUCAUUGCACUCUUCUCUUCUCUGAAAACCCCAUUUCUCCACACCUUCAAGCUCAACGAAGGAUAUCUGAAGUCUGAGUUUUUCUCAUGGAAAAGAAAGAGCAGCCUGCUGUUGCGAAGAGAAAACUAACCGUUACUCCUAAGGCUGUGAUACAUCAAAAGUUUGGCAAAAAGGCUUGCUAUGUGGUAGAGGAAGUGAAGGAGGUUUGUCAAGCUGAAUGUCCAGGACUGAACAUUCCACAGAUGGGUCCCUGCCUUUAUCGUUGCACAUUGCAACUUCCUGAACUUUCUGUUAUGUCGGGGACCUUUAAGAAAAAGAAGGAUGCUGAGCAAUGUGCAGCAGAGAUGGCUAUAGAGAAGCUUGGCAUCUGUUCCGAGACUGGUGAUCCUUCUCCUCAGGAAGCUCAGGAAAGUUUGGUUUCUCGACUCACCUACUUAUUUUCAGAAAAGUUUCUUAUACCUGAACCUGAUCAUCCACAUCCACUCAGUGGUCACCUUCGAGCAACUUUGUGGAGGAAAGGAGAUCUUUGCGGAGCAGUUCCUGUUUCUUCCAUUGCUGCCUAUGAUCCGAAGAUUUUUAGCUUGUGUAAAUGUAUUGAUCCUGAGGUGGAGUCAAAUCCACUUUUGGUUAUUUCGUACAUAAUGAGGGCCACUGCAAAGUUACAUGGGUUUCUUGCUACUUCUGAACAGCAUCUCUGGGUCAGAAAGCUGAGUCCAUAUCCCCAGGAUGUCAUUGAGUCAUUAAUGAAAGAAGAUGGUUCACGAGAAUGCAUCCAGGUUGCUGCCGUAUGCAUUCCUAGUUCAAUGGAAAAAUCUGUUGAAACAGUGACACUUCAUAUAUCCUUAAGAGAGUACUAUCUUGAUGUCAUUGCAGAUAAACUUGGUUUAGACAAUGGCACCAAUGUUAUGAUUUCAAGGAAUUUGAGUAAAGUUUCUUCUGAGACAAGACUGUUCUUUGCUGCUCCAAAAUCACAUCCACUGGACCCGUCUUCUAAAUUUGCAAAUGGAAAAGAAACCCUUCACUCUGAGGGAUCUCUAAAUGUAAGGGCAACAUACUUGUCGGGGCAAGAUAUCGUUGGUGAUGCAGUAUUAUCAUCCAUUGGGUAUACACGGAAAUCUAGAGAUCUUUUCUUUGAGGAUGUAACGGUUCGGUCAUAUUACAGGAUGCUUCUAGGGAAGACCCCAGAGGGAAUUUAUAAAUUAUCCAGAGAGGCGAUACUUGCAGCUGAGUUGCCUUCAAGAUUCACCACAAGAGCAAACUGGAGGGGUUCCUUUCCCAGGGAUAUACUUCUUAUGUUUUGCCGCCAGCACCGUCUGUCUGAGCCUCUCUUUUCUGUCGUAAACCCUCCUUUAAAGGUUGCAGAUGCAGGCACAAAAGCCACUGAACAUGUCAAUGGGGCCUCCGGAACUGCAAGUCCAAAGCAAUCUGAUAAAGAGGUGUUUAAAUGUGAAAUAAAAUUACUUUCUAGGCUUGAGGAUAUAAUACUUUUGUGUUCUCCAGAAGAUUGUUUUAAGAAGCAGAAUGAUGCAAUUCAGAAUGCUUCAUUGAAAAUACUAUCAUGGCUGAACAAGUAUUUUAAGAGUAUGACUGUUUCUAUUGAGGGGCUUUACGAGACUGCAGGCAACUUCAAUAUCCAGAUUUGUUCCCAAAACCUUUUGAGGGACAUUUUGGCUGGUCAAUCAAUUCGUGACUGUCAACUUAAUGCAAUUCAAUGCAAUGAGUUACUUGAACCAAUCUGUAUUAAUUCAUCAUAUGACAUGACGGGUAAUGGAGGUUGCUCAUUAAAGAUUGAAGGUCUGGACUCUGGUGUCUAUCCAUCCAAUGGAUCCUUACCUUGUAUAAGUUAUUCAGUUUCUUUGGUUGUGGAGGGUGAGAAUAUGAAAGAAGUUAUUGAAGGUUGUAAUGAGUUUGAGUUUGAGAUGGGGGUUGGUGCUGUAAUUCCCUCUGUUGAGGAGGUUGUGAUGCAGAUGUCUGUUGGCCAGUGUGCUUAUUUCACUACGAACUUAGUCACUUCUGAUUUGAUUUUUGCUUCAGUUGGUGAUUCAGUAAAAAUGCUGUCCUUAUUAUCUUCUAAAACCUUCUGUGUGGAGUAUGAAAUAAGUUUGACCAAAGUUGCAGAACCUCCAGAGGAAAGAAUGGAGCAGGCUCUUUUCAGCCCUCCGCUCUCAAAGCAACGGGUGGAAUUUGCAGUACAACAGAUUGUAGAAUCACGUGCUACUUCUUUGGUUGAUUUUGGAUGUGGAUCUGGAAGCUUGUUGGAAGCAUUGUUAAAUUAUACAAUUUCUCUGGAGAAAAUUGUUGGUGUUGAUAUUUCACAGAAGGGUCUUGCCCGUGCUGCGAAGGUACUUAAUUCUAAAUUAGUCACAAAUGCUGGUGUGCAACAGACAAACAUACAGUCAAUAACUUUUUAUGAAGGUUCAAUUACAAGUUUUGAUUCAAGGUUGCAUGGAUUUGAUAUUGGCACUUGUUUAGAGGUGAUUGAACAUAUGGAUGAAGAUCAAGCUUGUCUAUUUGGAGAUGUGGCAUUAAGUUGUUUUUGUCCAAGGAUUCUCAUUGUUUCUACGCCAAACUUUGAAUACAAUGUCGUGCUCCAGAAGUCGAAUCCCUCGACCCAAGACGAAGAGGACUCGGAUGAGAAAACCCUCUUACAAUCAUGCAAGUUUCGCAACCAUGACCACAAAUUUGAGUGGACCAGAGAGCAGUUCGAACAAUGGGCAUCUGACUUAGCUGCGCGGCACAAUUACAGUGUGGAGUUCAGUGGGGUUGGUGGUUCUGCUGAUGUUGAACCAGGCUUUGCCUCGCAGAUUGCUGUGUUUAAAAGGGAUUGGAAACUUGAAGAUGACAUCCUGAAGCAAGCUGAUACAGAACGCCAUUAUAACGUAAUAUGGGAAUGGAAUAGUAUAAACAACUGAAUUUUCAGAAGAAGAAAAAACAACUAACAGUGUGAGGCUUGUACAGCUCUUUUUGGUGCAGGAUUUUUUGGAUAGAUGACAAGCAAAAUAGAAAUGAUGCUAGGAGAAGGGAAAAAUAGUAUUUAGAGGGUUUAGGUAGGGCAUGGAUAUUUUGAGUUUAGUAGUCCAAUUUAAGGAGAAACCAUGUUCCUGUUAUGGUAGAAUGCCAAGUAGAUAGUGACCAGGUAUUUAUUAGUAGUUUUCAGCCAUGAGAACAAGAAUUGGAUGUUUGCUUUCUUUGUCUAUUCAUAUGGCGUCUAAAUUAUAUAUUACAGUUGUCAGAAAGUAACAGGAAAUGUUAUGAGCAUGUUUUUUCCAUUAUUAA